Molecule: messenger RNA, 1502 nt
Organism: Callorhinus ursinus (northern fur seal)
Lineage: Eukaryota; Metazoa; Chordata; Mammalia; Carnivora; Otariidae
Gene: NPFF
Product: neuropeptide FF-amide peptide precursor
Biological process (GO): excitatory postsynaptic potential
Cellular component (GO): perikaryon; axon terminus; dendrite
Molecular function (GO): neuropeptide hormone activity; G protein-coupled receptor binding
Source: RefSeq, a predicted model, not a curated record
GGGGGCAGUGAUGGCUGAGGAAGGGACUCUAGGAUCAGAAGGAAAACCUUCUCUCUUGAGGGAAAAUGAUUUUUUCCUAAAAAGGCAAGAUUCUUGUUGCCUGCCCUAACUGGUCAGAACCAGGCAGAGGCUGGGGUGACUAGAAGGAGGUGGAUGAAACCAGAUACCAACCCCAGGAUCCUGCCCCUGCCUUUUGGGGACCCCUUAGAGUCAGGGCGUUAAGAACCUCCAUCUACCGUCACCCUUCAAAGAGCAGAGAAAGGAAAUGGCCGGCUUUGACAGUGCGGCGCUGUGGCCACAGGGUGGCAGCAGUGCUUCAGCCGCAGAGGCUGGCUCCAGAAGCCCGGGUGAGGCAGAUCCUGAGCAGGGCUCUCCCGUGAACAUGGGGUUUGUCUACAAAGAUUGGAAGCGAUCCCCACUUUCUGUGAGCUCUGAAACCUUUUAGUCUCCUUCUAUAUCCCACUUUUCUAUCCACAGGCAAAUCCCAGAGGAGUGAUUCCAUUUUUAACCCAAGGCAGACAUCAGCAAGGGUGUGAAUGGUCUGAAUGACCCUGACUGCAGCCAGUCACGAGAGGGACCAGGCUGGGUCAUCCCGGCUCGCUGUAACCCUGUGGCUCUUCCUGCCUUCCCUCUGUUCCAAGACAUAGUGCCUAGACCUCCUUGACAGGACUUCCUCUAUGCUUUUAUUCUCCAAGUUAGGAAAGAGAGGUGAUCAAUUGGAGCUCUCCAACCUGUUGAAGAAUUGGGGGUUCUUGAAGGCCCCCAGGGCCUGGCUCUGACAAAGCGUCUGCAAUUAAAGAUACUUCUUGAGCUCUGGAGACAGGAUUUAUGCAUCUAAUAAAGUCUGUAACUCCAGGCUUAGGGGCUGGAGGCUGGAGGCUGGGAGCAGGAAGUCCCAGGAGUACCAUGGGAGGGGAUCCCAGGUGGCUCCUAAUGGAGCGGUGCCUUUCCAUCGCCUGCUCCAGAUUCCCCCUCAGGCUGCUGCGGGGUGGGGGGACUGGGCCACAACAGAGAUAAGAGGCGCGUAUGGCUGCGGGAAGGCGGACGGCAGCAUGGAGUCCAGGCGAGCCGCAGUGCUGCUGCUGGUGCUGCUGCGAACACACUGGGGCUGUGCCGGGGGACCAGCGCACGGAGGCGAAGGAGACCAGGUCUUCGCGGAGGAAGAUAGCAGACCCCAUCCACUGCAGGAGGCCCAGAUUCCUCUGUCACUCUUGCGCUCCCUACUCCAGGCCAUGCAGAGACCCAGCCGGAGCCCAGCCUUUCUGUUUCAGCCCCAGAGGUUUGGCAGAACCUACCGGGGCUCCUGGAGCAGCAAAGAGCUGAGUCCCCGAGCUGGGGAGGGGUUCAGCUCCCCCUUCUGGAGCCUGGCUGCCCCUCAACGCUUUGGGAAGAAGUGACACGUCAUCCCUUGAUAUGUUUGCAUGCGAGGCUCACAACUAAAAGUGCCAUGCCUCUCCUGGCCACCCCCCGCCCCCAAUAAAGCUGUCUGGCUUCUGAAUCCA